This is a messenger RNA of Nicotiana tabacum (common tobacco), 814 nucleotides long. RefSeq lists its product as uncharacterized. The record is from RefSeq and is a predicted model, not a curated record. Lineage: Eukaryota; Viridiplantae; Streptophyta; Magnoliopsida; Solanales; Solanaceae.
CAUAAAAAGCAUUGUCCUUCAUUUUCCUCUUUUUCUAUGUAAACAUUUUCAGUUCUCUUCUCCAUCUUCAAACUACUCCAUUUAACAAACCCAUGGCAGCAAAGCCAAUUAGUUCCCCACCAAAACUUCCUCUUUUUGCCAUGAAAUCACCUCAGCAUUCAGGAAUACUAACACCACCACUUCACACUUUAGCUUCUGUUCCUUUUAAAUGGGAAGAAGAACCUGGCAAACCUAAGCCCUGCACUGACCUAAUAACUUUACCAAGUUCCAUUUUCAAUGAACCCAAAUGCUUAGAACCUCCUCCUAGAUUUUACUUGGAAAAUACCAAAACACCCUCCCCUACUACUGUACGUGAAGGACCUUAUAAUGUUCUAAAGCCCAAAGGCAGAGGGCAACUUGGUACUUUGGUUCUUUACAAGAAUAAUAACGUGCGUAGAAGAAGAGGAAAUUGGUGGCGGCGGUAUUUAAAACGUAAGGGUGGUAGAAAUAAGGAAACAAAUGUGGAUUUAACAGAUUGUGGGAGUGACUGUGAUGAAAGUGGACAUAAUUCAAGUACUGUGAAAAUGGCUAGACUUAGAAGAAAUGGAAGUUUCUCUAGCCUCACUCAGUCCAGGCCUCACAUCUGGGCUUCCAUAUACGAGGGUUUCAAGCAGGUCAUACCGUGGAAGAACAAAAAAUCAAAGAAAGAAGUGUCAAUUGUAUAAAAGUCCAACAUGAGCUGCUCUAUUAAUCAAUUCAAGAGUAGCUGACUGUUUUAUCUAGUGGUCUUCUAAAAGUACUCGUUAUAUAUAUAUAUAUAGUGGAAUUACGUUUU